This is a messenger RNA of Nipponia nippon (crested ibis), 995 nucleotides long. NCBI's taxonomy places the organism in Eukaryota, Metazoa, Chordata, Aves, Pelecaniformes, Threskiornithidae. The record is from RefSeq and is a predicted model, not a curated record.
AUGCGGUUUCUGCGCCUGCAUGGCGUGAGGCUCCGUACUGCAGUAGCUGAGGUCUGGCAUGGAGCCGGCAGCCAGAGCAUCGCCCCGCGGCAGCUGGGACCCCUCUGUGUGAUCCGAGCAAAGGCCGUCUCUGCGAAAGAGGUGGAUUCGGGGAACGAUAUAUACGGGAAUCCGAUCAAACGAAUCCAGUAUGAAAUCAAGCAGAUCAAGAUGUUUAAGGGCCCUGACAAGGACAUAGAGUUCAUCUACACGGCUCCGUCCACCGCCGUGUGCGGCCGGCUGCUGGACACCGGCGGGAAGAAGGAGUAUCUCAUUGCAGGCAAGUCAGAGGGCAACGGCAAGAUGCACAUCACGCUCUGCGACUUGGUCUCCACCUGGGACUCACUGAGCCCAACCCAGAAGAAGAGCCUAAACCAGCGGUACCAGAUGGGCUGCGAGUGCAAGAUCUCGCGCUGCCUCUCCAUCCCCUGCUUCGUCUCCUCCUCGGACGAGUGUCUCUGGACAGACUGGGCGAUGGAGAAGAACAACGUGGACGGGCGACAGGCGAAGCACUACGCUUGCAUCAAGAGGAGCGACGGCUCAUGCGCCUGGUACCGCGGCAUGGCCCCCCCCAAGCAAGAGUUUCUCGACAUCGAGGACCCCUAAGCCAAACGAGCGCAUUCCAGUAGCCAGUAGAAAAAAACCUGCGAGAUGUUAGACUGGUCCACGCUGAUAUCAAUUCCUGGAGACAGCAUGAAAAUCCGCUCGGUCGUGGGGGUCCCCGGGCUGCGACAGCUGCCACAUGCAUGCAGGGGGCAGGGAUGGGGACCUGCUCUGUCGCAGGCACCUGGCAGCCCGUGGCCAUGCUGGGUGCUCCUAUGCUCACGGCAGGGCUGAGCGGAGCGUGGGGGCACCCCCUUGCCGGGGCCGCAUCCCCGCCUGGCCAUGCUCAGCCCUGGCGCCCCGGCAGCUGUGAAGGAACCGAACCCUCGCGAGGGAGCUGCCCCAUCUGUGUA